Messenger RNA from Camellia sinensis, 3554 nucleotides. RefSeq names its product metal tolerance protein A1. Lineage: Eukaryota; Viridiplantae; Streptophyta; Magnoliopsida; Ericales; Theaceae. Gene Ontology annotation, biological process: zinc ion transmembrane transport. The record is from RefSeq and is a predicted model, not a curated record. Gene Ontology annotation, molecular function: zinc ion transmembrane transporter activity. Gene Ontology annotation, cellular component: plasma membrane.
CCAUACUCUAAUCCUUCCAAUCAAACAUGCCCUAACAGUUUAUAACUUAUAACUGUGAACGUAAAUUGAUUUUUGACUUAUAAAUUAAACUUCUCUACCCCCAAGUUAAUUUUUGGCAUACAAAAAGGUAUAAGCUGUAUUAUUAAGCUGAACCAAACACAUUAAAAUAGCUUAAAUUAAGCUAAAAGCUGAAAUAAGUUGAAAAUAAACCUUACCAAUCAGGGCCUUUGUCUCUAUGUAGUUUAUUUUACAUCUAAAUUCUAAUGCUUGUUCAGCUGCUGAUGUGUUUUUGUACUACAAGUUGUAAGCAUCUCUGUCCGGCAAAGUAAUUUCAUGUAUGAAUAAUACACAGCUUGUGUUUGUUUAUUAUUUUUAAGAUUUUAAGAUGUUUGAAGGAUCGUCUCACUUGGAAUUAAGAGUCCUCUCUAAUUGGACGGAAGACGGCAUAUGUGCCUUUCUUCUUUCACCAAAAUUAACAUUUCUUGACUUCCAGCCUUUGUUUUGUUGAGUUGGCUGCGUUGCCGGAUUCUUUUUCUUCUCGGCUUUGAAUCCUCCUAUUGUUGUUAUGUUGAUCUUUCCUUGUCCAAAACAGAUUAAUUGGCUAUUAGUUUUGUUGUCCAAUUUCACUUCUGUUUUUCAUUGCCUGAGAACCAUUGACUUGCGGCUGUUACAAUUCAACUUCAUUUAAAUGUAACCUUGAGCUCAUCUCGGUGCUUUCCUUUGUCUUAAAUGAUAACCUUUGUGUUUUUCUCUUGCCUCGUGCUUUAUACCUUCAAAUUAUUUCUUCUUGCACUAGUACCAAUAAUCUUUGAGGAAGCUACCUUCACUGUCAAUCUUUUCUCCGAUUCUUAACUUUGAAUUCUUUUUUUUUUCAUGCACUUAAUUAAUUAGUGAUUUGUAUGAAAGUAGCUUCCUAUGCUUUUGUUUGUGUUUCCUUUUGUAGUUGAACUUAAUACCCUACGUUGUAACUUGUAAGAUAGAUGCUAGUACUGCCUCUGCUACAUCUUCUUCCUUAUAACUAUGAGCAAUUUAAAUUAAUCCAUGUGCUUUCUCUAGUAAUCCCCUUAAAAGUUAUAAACACAGCUGCACACAAAUUGUACCGUCUCUAAAGGAAAACAACAAUCCAUUCCAGUGGGCAUAGAUUAUUUGCCACAGGAAACAGUAGGUUUAUUCAUGUGAGAGACGGAUGCCACUAUCAAUGUCAGUCUGUGACUUCCUUAUCUCAAUGCUGCAGUUAUGAUCUACAUUUAAAAGGGUGAAAUUUUGGAAAGACCAAUUUAUAAACCAUGGAAGGCUUGCUUUUGGAGAGCAUUCUAUCGCAUUUUGCAGUUGGAUUAGUUCUUAUCUCAUGUUUUUCCGUCUCCUUUAUCAUUUCUGAUCAAGUGUUUGCACUUCCCGCAAAGGAUCUUUAGAUUGUGUGGAAGAAAAUUUAAGAUAUUGCUAUUGAAUUGCUGACGUACAGUAGUCAAUUAAUAUUAUUCCCAAACAAAUGAACAAUAUAGCAUAUUUAGCCAAGGGUUUGUUUGGGAUCUGGGUUAGCUUUUUGGCUUUUUGGCUAAAAGGCCUCGUUUGGAAUAGGCUUUUUGGCUUUUUUGACUUUUGUGAGAGAAAAAAAUGAAAUGACUAUGGUUUAGAUGUGACAUUUUGUCUUAUUGGGUUAAAAAACUUAUUCUGUCUUUUUGUAGUUAUUUUAGCCAAAAGCCUCCGUUUGGCUUAUGCCAAAUGAGGGCUUAUGGUACCUUAUUGUUUCAUACAGUACUUUUGCAUCUCAAAAUGGUUCAUUAUCAGGUCAAUUUAUUUUGUUUUAUAUUGUGUGCCUAUAUUCAUUUAUUGGGCAGCAGUAAUCUCUUAAAAAACUGAAGCCACAUCACUUUUAUUUGCUGUUACCUGGCUUGAAUGUUUCCCUUUGUUGCUCUCCGAGUUCACUCCUAUAGUGCUGGUGUUCUACUCUAAGUGCCAUGAAUGUGUCACUUUCUAUCUCUUAUUCUCAGACUUUCAUGUUGCUAUACAAAACAGAUGACUAUACAUCCCGCAAAAGUUUUGAUGCUUGUGUCUUAGAUUCUGGAGAAGCAUUGAUAUGUUUGCUUCUCUUGCCAAAAGAGAAGGGUUGUAUGAAGUAUAGAGAAGAAAAGAUGGAAGAUCAGACUCAUCAACACGGCCAGAUUAUUGAGAUAAGUGGUGAAGUUCCUGUUGGAGAGACAAGCCUCGGAGGGAGCAAGAUAUGUGGGGAAGCGGCUUGUGGAUUCUCAGAUGCUGUAACCAUCUCCAAGGAUGCCAAAGAGCGAUCAGCUUCAAUGCGGAAGCUUUUUAUAGCAGUUGCACUUUGUGUUGUCUUCAUGAGCAUCGAAAUAGUUGGUGGCAUCAAAGCCAAUAGUCUGGCAAUUUUAACUGAUGCAGCACAUCUACUCUCAGAUGUUGCAGCUUUUGCUAUUUCACUGUUUUCUUUGUGGGCAGCAGGUUGGGAAGCCACUCCCCGUCAGUCUUAUGGAUUCUUUAGGGUAGAGAUUCUGGGCACUCUGGUUUCCAUCCAGCUCAUAUGGCUUCUUGCGGGGAUUUUAGUUUAUGAAGCCAUUACAAGACUUAUUCAUGAGACAGGUACUGUCAAUGGCUUCCUCAUGUUUAUUGUUGCUGCUUUUGGUCUGGUGGUAAAUAUUAUCAUGGCUGUCAUGUUGGGUCAUGACCAUAGUCAUGGUGGCCAUGAUCAUGGUCACAGCCACAGCCAUAAUGAUCAUGUUCAUGAUCGCAGCCAUGGAUUGAAGAUUACGCAUCACUGUAGUCGUGAGGAGCAUCACUGUAGUCAUGAGGAGCACGAAGAGUACAGCCAUACUGGGGAGGAAGCUAUUGUGGUACCACUUCUCAAGAAAUCUUCCCAAGACAAAAGCAAACCAAAAAGUGAACAUGAACAAAAGAAGCGACGGAACAUUAAUGUGCAGGGAGCUUAUCUCCACGUACUCGGGGAUUCCAUCCAGAGCGUUGGAGUGAUGAUUGGAGGGGCAGUCAUAUGGUAUAAACCGGAGUGGAAGAUAAUUGAUCUGAUUUGCACCCUUAUAUUUUCUGUGAUUGUUUUGGGGACGACUAUCAAAAUGCUACGCAACAUACUUGAAGUCUUGAUGGAAAGCACACCUAGAGAGGUUGAUGCGACAAAGCUUGGGAAGGGGCUAUGUGAGAUAGAUGAAGUUAUGGCCAUCCAUGAGCUGCAUAUCUGGGCCAUUACAGUAGGCAAGGUUCUGUUAGCUUGCCAUGUCAAAAUAAGGCCUGAAGCUGACGCAGACUUGGUGCUAAAGAAAGUGAUUGACUAUAUCAGGAGGGAGCAUAAUAUCAGUCAUGUAACCAUACAGAUAGAGCAUUAGUACUCUUAGUAGUGAAAGAGAUGACUUGUAUGAGCAUCUGGGCAGCUUGUUUGUUUGACUUUAUUUUGUCCAUUUUUUAAAAAAAUUCUCUUUAAGAUGGAUAUUUUAGAUUAUUGGGGCUGGCUUGUCAUGUACAAUUUUUAGCAUUGGAUGGAUAUUUUAGAUUUUGAGCAUCAAAGUUGAUUUGAGAAGCAGUUCAUAGCC